Papilio polytes (common Mormon) is the source of this 852-nucleotide messenger RNA. RefSeq lists its product as uncharacterized. The coding region runs from base 39 to 809 and encodes 256 amino acids. The transcript has a single exon. Lineage: Eukaryota; Metazoa; Arthropoda; Insecta; Lepidoptera; Papilionidae. The record is from RefSeq and is a predicted model, not a curated record.
UGAGGACAAAGCAGUUGUCAUUUUGCAUACAGAAGAUAAUGUUCGCAUUCGUGCUAUUCGCGAUGUUGGCAUGCGUCAGCGCAUCGCCCCACUACCAUCGAAGCCAUCACCAUGGCUACGGCCCCCCAUCUCCGUUCGGUUCCAAGGAAUUCGACCACAGAGGCUUCGGAAUGGAACCUUAUUUCGGCAACGAUAACGACUUCUUCCGCGACAACAUGUUCGAUACUCGAAGGUUCUGGGCAGAAUUGUCGCGGGAGAUGUCUAUGCUUGACCAGUUUCUUAACGAGUUUACUAAGCGGUUCCCCAACGGCGUCUCAAGCGAAGGCAUAGACUCUAAGACAAAUGAAUAUAAAGUCACAGUUCCAUUAAAUGGAUUCGAGGAACAGGAUAUCAAAGUGAAAGCCCGUGAAGGAGUUCUGAUGAUCCAGGCGGUAAGAAGCGCAGGGGAGGUUGGACAAAACAGUUACCUAAGCAUGAGGACGUUACCGGCCAUUGUCAAUGUCACCGGCAGUUGGACGUUUGAAAAUGGCGUUUUGAAAGUGGUGUUCCCUCUUCUAUCUACGCCGAAUGAGGAGGAGACGACCACAGAAGUCGUAACGGAGAUACCGGAGCAGUUCAAGCCGGAGAGCCGAGAAGAUACGACUGGAGACGACGAUAACACAGAUGCAGACGUAGGUGUAGCUAGAGGAGACGUUGCCAAGGAGACGGAGCUGCUUACAAACGAGGUACCACACAGAGAGGCGGUGGAGGCUACCACGUACGCUGUGGACCUUAAAGAUGAGGUGGAUUUCGUGCCAGUCCGUUACUAAAUAUAAUCUAGAAUAGGUGAUAAAUAAACAAUUUUAUAUUUAA